Messenger RNA from Colletotrichum spaethianum, 291 nucleotides. RefSeq lists its product as uncharacterized. The coding region runs from base 1 to 291 and encodes 96 amino acids. The transcript is spliced from 2 exons. The record is from RefSeq and is a predicted model, not a curated record. NCBI's taxonomy places the organism in Eukaryota, Fungi, Ascomycota, Sordariomycetes, Glomerellales, Glomerellaceae.
AUGAUGAAGAAUCGCUGGCUGUUUGGCGUCCUCUACCUCAUUACUUUUGGAGAAUUCGAAGUUUACAAGAAGUUUGUGGACGCAAUAGUGUAUUCGAGCCAUGUUUUCGUCAUGGAACUAGCUCUCAUCUUCAUCGUCUUCCCACUGCACUUCUGGCGGUCGCCGAAACGACUGAUUCCGGAAGACCACUACAUCGUGGCAUGGGGCGUUCUUACGUCCUUCAUCUGCGUUGUGGCUGACAGGCUUUACGAGUACCGCGGGAUGCCCGGUCUCAUUGUACACGACAUGUAG